UCAGAAUGUCCAAUAAAGUAUUAAAUGGACCCUCUGCUAGCAGUAAUGGCAACAGCAGUGCUGAACCAGUACCAACACCGCCGACACCAACGCCUUUACCAUCAACAUCAAAGGUGCCCAAACCACGGAUGAAGAGGCCUGCGCCGCCACCACUUCAGGCAAAAAUCAAGCGUAAGAGAACACCAACAGAUACAUAUCAAUCACACAUUGUGGCGGCAGCCCAACAGACACGUGGUCUGUCAUUACCAGUGGAGAAAAAAGAAGUCUACUACAAUAAAGGAGACUAUCUUGCUGUCAGGAAUGAAGCAGGAUCCUAUUAUAUCUGUCAAACGGCCCACAAUGUUUACAAAUCAACAAAGAUCUUCAAAGUGAGAUGGUUUGAAUUGGAGAACCCACCAGAUGUGUAUGGCGUUGCUUACUAUGACACCAUUGAAAUGGACAGCGUUUUAACUGACAUCGCCAUGGAGAGGAGAGAGCGAGAUAAAUUCUUUCUCCCAAGAAAGGAGAGGGAUAGAAUCGAUUUGAUUCUAGAUAAAGCAAAGCAGAAGGAAGAAGGGAAACUAGACGAACAAGAGGAAGCCAGAAUUCUUGCUAUCGGUAUGAAUGAUAUCAAUGAUGGAUACCUUGAUGACGAGGAGGGGGAGGAGGAUGAAGAGAUGAAGGAGGAUAGAGAUUACGUAAUUGAUGAUGAUGAUGAAGAUGAUGAAGAUAUGGAUAUAGAGGAGAGUCCUAAACCGAGCGUUAGUACCGGCCGACGAGGAAGACCGCCUAAAGUUAGACCAACUAUAAAGGCUAAAUUGGUGGUAAAAGGAAAGAGAGGUCGGCCACCAGGAAGUAAGAAUAAAUCUAAGAAAAAGAAGCGAGGGAAGCCAGGACGGAAACCUAAGCUCAUCGAGAAGAAAUCAAAGAAACACAAAAUGAAAGAGAUUAAAGUGAAAGAUGUGAACAGGAAGUUGAAACCAAAUAAUGCGAUUGAAAUUGUCAGCAAAGAUCCUGCAUUUGAAGUGAGGAAUGAGUGUGAUAUGCCUGAGAUAUCACCACUUUUUAAAUGUAAAAAGGCAAUCCGAGCUGUUUUGACCAAUGACAUGAAAUUACUUAAAGAUUUGAUUGAUGACCCAAAGAAUGUUGCCGGGGUGUUUGUGAAUCGCAGUGUUGACUUAGAGUAUGAUGCACUCACCUAUGCGAUCAGUCAGAAUAAUCAACAAGCGGUCAAAUUACUAGCAGCAGAUAUAAAAGAACCCAAGACAGACCGUGUUGAACUUCCUGAAUCUUUGCUUGAAGCCCAGUCAACUGGAAGCUAUAAUUUCCUGUCUCUUGGACAUGCUGUGCGGUCAAUCAGCCAAAGUAGAGGCAGCAGAGAAGGCAAUAAUGCUUUCACUAAAGAAAGUGGUAUUUCAUCCCCUGAUUCAAGGUCGUAUGUGCGUUUUGCAAUGGAGAAAGGUGUCAAUAAAGCUAUGUUCAAUCUUCUUGUUGCAACUCUGCCUCGAUUCAAGGAGUCCUGUUUUGACAUGGUUCAUAUUGCUGUUCAAAAUGGUCAUCAUAAACUGGCUGGUCACAUUAUUGAAAUGGCGGAAAAAUCUGGAGGACGUGGCUUUAACUUCCUUCACAAAGAAGUUUUACUUAAUGACAAUGAAGAACUGAGUCCAUUUAAGUCUGUAUCUGUGCGAAAGAAACCCAUCGAGAAUAAUCUGAUUCUACCAUUACACUGUGCAGCCAUCAAUCCUAAUGUUAAGUAUCUGACCAAGCUGUUGGCAGCGUUACCAGACUACAGUGCUCCGGAUAGGUUAGGACGUAAACCAAUACAUUAUGCCGCAGCAUCCGAAGGCACAGCUACGUUGGAAUUACUGCUUUCAAGAGGUAUGAACCCUGAGGAAACAGACAAUAUGUGUUUAACUCCAUUGAUGGUUGCAGCAAAAACAGGACGAGUGCAUAAUAUAGAAAUAUUAGCUAAGAAAAUAAAAGAUUCCAAGAAUCGUGAUGAAGACGGUGGUGGUUUUCAGAUUGAUAGAACAGACAGGGCAACAUAUACAGCCUUGCACUAUGCUGCAGAGAACGGCCAUGUGGAUGUGGUACGUGCCUUAGUUAAGCAUGGCGCUGAUGUUGAGAAGGUACUUAGUGCAGGACGCAAUAAAAUGACGCCGGUCAUGUUGGCUGCAAGGAAAGGAUAUCUACCCACAGUCAAAGCUCUGAUAGAUGUAGGUGCUGCUGUUGAAAAGAGAGACAAAUUAAAGCGAACAGCCUUAAUCCAUGCUGUGAUGAAUGGUCACUACCCUGUGGUUUGUUAUCUACUGAGAAAGGGUGCCAAUCCUAAUGUGAGUGAUUCAUCGGGAAAUACAGCCGCACAUUAUGCUGCAGGUUAUGGUUGGUGGUACUGUCUAAAAGUGUUACUAGCUGCUGGAUCUGAUAUCAAUACACCUAAUGACUGGAAGACAACACCACUGGGCAUUGCUGUAAUGCAGGGUAAUACUGGCUGUGCCGAUCUCAUACUGGAACAAGAAGGUGUAGAUGUGAAUUUCCGAGAUGAGAAUGGAUGUACUAUGGUGAUGCUUGUAUGUGGCAGCACGCUUGGCAAAGGUCUUACCUCUCAAUUGAAAUACCUAGUACAAGAUAAGAAAGCUGAUGUCACACUGACUGACAUCAAUAAGAACAAUGCAUUGCAUCAUGUUGCCUGUAACAAUAUUAAAGUACAGUACUGGGACACUAUUGAUACCAAGAAAGUGUCAGUGAGUUUGGAUGUUGCCAAGAUCCUUUUAGACAAUGGAUGUAAUCCGUCCACAGUGAAUACAUUAGGAGAAACGCCUAUUGCCAUGGCAAUACAGCAGAAUAAUACUAAGUUAGUACAGCUGUUGGUAGAUAGAGGUGGUAAACUUCUAACUGAAGACAGUGAUAUUAGUAAAAUUGGAGAAAACAUACUUCAUAUUAUGGCCAAGCAGUGUAUGGCUAAUGAUCUCUCCAUUCUUAUUGAAACAUUUGUGAAAACGAAAUCUGGUGGUAAUGAUUGUGGUGAUGGUGAUAAAGAAAAUUCAGUAUUACAUAAGAUGAGUAUGCAGAAAGAUAAGGAGGGUUUCACGCCAUUACUACGAUGUGCUGCAGUAUAUGCAGAUUUCAAUCCAGAAGCACAGCACAGUAAAAACGAAUCCGAAAGACAGAAGAUGAUGGAAAACGGACGCGCUAUGUUAAAGGUGUUUAUUGAAAAGAUAAAGGCUGAUGUGAACUGCCAGGUCGGCAAGCGAGAGAAGAUACUUGAUACAGAAGAAGAUUAUAAUACCAGAGGUUUACAAAGUAUAUCACAUGUGUUAAUAAGCACCAAUGAAAAGCCUGUGAAAGAAGGUGAUAAAACAACAGAUAGACCUGCCCUAAGUAUGAUACUUAAACAUGAACCAAAUUUAAACCUUCGAGAUAAGGAUGGCAACACCCCAUUGUUGUUGGCGAUCCACCAGAAGAAUAAAAAUGCAGCAGAAAUGCUUAUUUCAGCAGGAGCUGAUGUCAACGCUGCAUCGGAAAAUGAAAAAGAAGAUGGAAAAUCAUUACCCAUCAUUCUUGCUGCUAGGGAAGGACUGUAUGGUAUUGUAACUAAGAUUAUAAACAAGGGAACUAAUGUGAACGCAGUUGAUUGUAGAAAUGAUAAAACAGCUCUGCAUUUUACAUGCAGCUACAUCACAUCUGGCCAUGAGACAGCAUCAGCCGUGAGGUCACUUAUAGAAGCAGGAGCUGACGUAAAUGCUAUGGAUAAUAAGCUGUGUACUCCAUUACACUAUGCCGUGAAUAGCAAUACUGGUGGACCAGACUCGUCCGUAGAAACAGAGGAAAUUCUGCUGGAAAAAGGAGCAAACCCCUUAGUGAGAGAUAAAUACAAUAGACUGCCAUUGCAUUAUGCAUUAGUUAAAAUGGGUGAACAUACUGAUAAAUCACAACUAGAUCCUAUUGAAGUGGUUAGCUUAUUAACUAAAGCUAUGAAUGAUAAAGGAGUUGAUAGUACAGAUAAAUAUGGACAAUCGGUAUUACAUAGGGCUGCAUUCAGAGGUGCUGCAAUAUCCUGCCUUCAUAUUACAACUCAUAAAGCCAAGUGGAGGAUAGACUUAGAUCAAAAAGAUAACCAUGGUAAUACGCCAUUAGGUCUGGCUGUACAAGCAGGACAUGACAGUUGUGCAAUUCUUCUAAUUCAAAAUGGUGCGUGUACGAAUAUCAACAUUGUGUAUCCCCCUGAAAAAGUCUCGACAAAAGACCUUGAAAAUGAAGAAGGAAAGCCUGUGAAGCCAAUCUGGAAGUACUGUCCCACAAUCUUACCACCUCCUAAACCAUUUGAAUACUCAUUAUUUCACAAAGUUGUAGAAAAUGGAUGGCAAGGUGUCGUGUUUUUACUCAUGGAACAGUGGGAAUUAAAACGAUAUGAAUAUGCUAGUGCUGUUAACAGUGCAUUAGAAGCAUAUGCGUAUCAAUUAGUGUCAAGCAUGUUACGAAAACAGAAAGACCACAGUAGACUACAAGUGAUUAUUAAGAAAGCUAGGAAUCUUCUGCAUACAUUGGCACUAACUGGUAGUCAAGAUACUGAUGAACAUGUUCAAGAUCAGUGUCUGAAGAUAGGGGCAGACUUAUUGACACAUGGUCUUAAACUGACAGUCCGAGAUGUCUAUGGUUGUACUCCUAUACAUUAUCUGGCAGUUAUGCAGAAUAAUAAAUUAUUGAAACUGUUUCUUGAGAAAUGUGCAAGUCAAGUGAAAGAGUGUGUAACGAUAGCAGAUAACAAGGGUAGAUUACCAAUAAUAUCAUUACUUUGGGACAGUGUGUUUGAUGAACAGACCAAAGAUAUGAUAAAGCUAUUGAUAGAAAAUGGGGCCACCUUGAACUGUGCAGGAGUAUUCCCCAAGAUAGAAUACAAAAUAUUUCAAGAUCAGAACAUCACAGGUUAUGACGCUGAGGAAUGGUUUGUAUCAUCGGCUGCAGGACAACAAGAAUUAACACCCCUAAUAGUAGCUAUUCAUAGGAAGAACUUCCAAGCCAUCAAAUUCUUACUUCAAAAUGGUGCAGACGUGAAUUACUGUGAUAAGAAUAAAAUGUCACCACUUAUGCAUGCAGCAAAACAGGGUGAUAUAGAAAAUGUAAAAUUGCUGUUAGAUACUGACUAUGAGAUGAAAGUGGUGGCAGCGACGACGCAAGGAUUCAGAUAUGGUGUAUUUGGACGGAGACCCUUACAUUCAAACAGACUAAGGGGAACACAUGGAGCUGUUCCACCAGUGUCAUUUGGAUUAUAUAAAAGUGUUAGUGAUGAUAACAGUAAUGAAGACUCUGACAAUGAAGAUGAAGAUGAGGAUGAGGAACAUGAAGAAUCAAUGGAGGAAGAGGAGGAAGAAGAAGAGAAAGACAAAGAUGAGAAGAAAGAAAAAUUUGAAAAGAAGAGCAGUGUGGACUUGGCAGCAGUGGACAAUCAGGGACGGACUGUUAUGCACCAUAUAAUGAAAACAUGUGACUUUGGUACUUAUGAAAAUACCGAUAUUUUACAAUUAUUAUUUGAUGUUGGAGCUGCAUUAAAUGUGAAUGAUGAUAAAGGCAAGAGUCCACUGGAUUAUGCCUUAAAUAGUCAUUCUGUGAAGAUGGCCACGAUGAUACAGAAACUAUUAAAAUCGGAUGUUUUGGUCAAACCAUCGGUAGUGGUAGAGAGCUGCAAUGAUGGCAUCAAAUGGGAUACGGAGAUGCCAGAUUUUCGUGAAGAUGCCCAACAGAUGAUUAAAGAAUACACUGAAGCGGAAACCACUGAGAUGGAAGUGGAAGAGACCAAAGAGAAAGAAGAAAAAACUGAUGAAAGCGGCGAUAAGAAUGAUAAUGCAGAAGAGACUGUGAAAAAACCAACAACAAAGAAAGUUCCAAUGGCUGAAAUUGACAAGUUAUCAGAACUUCAGAACAAUGGUGAGGUGUUAGUAGACAAGUCUCAGGGUAUACCUUAUGAUGUACUACUUACCAAAGUAGAUGUUAACUAUGGUAAAUGGGGAAUGAACAACUUUUAUAAAAUGCAGUUAAUACAUCAGAAAGGCAAAGAAAUAUAUGUGCUCUUCACACGGUGGGGUCGCAUAGGUGACGAAGGCAACUUUCAACGAACUCCUUUUCAAAAAACAGAAGACGGGAUUAGAGAAUUUUGUAAAAUUUUCAAAUCCAAGACUGGAAAUCUCUGGUCUCAAGUCUCAAGUUUUGAGAAGAAACCGAAGAAGUACUCUUUAGUGAAGUCUGAGAGGAGGAGAAUUCAAAAGAAGACAUUAACAGAGUUGGAUAUUAAUUUAAAAUCGGACAUUCCUUCUAAACUUCCAGACGAUGUGAAAGAUGUAUAUGAACAAUUGACCAGUUUUAGUAUGUUAAAAGCAGCAUUGAGGAAUACUAAUGUGAACACCUCAUAUAUGCCAUUUGGAAGGAUUCCCAGAGAUGUGCUGGAACAAGCUAGAGAAAUUUUAAAUCGAAUAAGGCCAUUAGUUGAUGAAGUUGAAAAGCAACAAGAUGAAGGUUUUCCUGAUCUACAUCAAUACCAAGAAACUAUGGAAAAAGUGGCUGAUCUGAGUAGUGAAUAUUUUCAGCUGGUACCCUCGGCCAAUUACGUCUACGAAGAGUUAACACCAUUAAAUGAACCAGAUGCAUUAAAAGCAGAAGUCAAUAAAAUUAAUAAUUUACUUGACCUUGAAGUUGCAAGCCGGGUAUUGCUUGGUGCACAGCUGAAAGCAAAAGAAAUAAAUCCUUUAGAUUAUGUAUAUAGAAGUACUGACUGCCAAAUGAAGGUGCUUGAUAAACACAGUUUAGAGGCCCAACAUAUUUUAAAAUAUAUUCAGAAUACAUGUUCAGGCAGAGUCAGAGUACAGGGUAUAUUUACUUUACAAAGACAAGGUGAAGCAGAGAAACUUAAUAACUGCGAUCUUGACAAUCACAUGUUACUUUGGCAUGGUACAAGUCCUGCCAAUCUUAUUAGCAUACUCAUGAAAGGGCUGUUAGUGGCACCAGCUGAGGCUCCAGUUACCGGAUAUAUGUUUGGAAAGGGAAUUUAUACCUCAGAUACUUUCCAGAAAAGUGAAGCUUACUGUCAUUCAUAUGGAUCAAAGAGUUUAUCAAGCAAAUUUAUGUUGUUAACAGAGGUUGCACUUGGUAAAGUGAAAGAGUAUACAGACUGUUGUUACAUGGAGUCUGCAGCCAAGGGAUCAAAUAGUACCAAAGGUUUGGGUGAAUAUGGACCAGAUAGUAAACACAACUUGUUAACUCCAUCAGGAGUAAUCAUACCCCAGGGUGAGAAGGUUAUGAAUAAACAUCCUCAGAAAGAUGAAUGCUUUAACUUAACCUUCAAUGAAUAUAUUGUAUACAAUGAAGACCAAGUGUGUCUCCGAUACCUUGUCAUGUUUGACAGUUAAGUUAAUAGACUGAGGCUGAUGGUAAACUAAGGGGACAGAGAAGUGCAUCAACUAUGACCAAAAGUCGUAUUGGUUUACAAGUUCGUGAUCCCAAAACAGCCACAGUGGAUUAUUUUUUUUUGUAUUGUACCGUGAUAUUGAAUUCUUACAUUUGUAAAUGUAAUUUUUUUUACAUGAGCAAACUCUGUUCAUGUUUGAAUUUUUUUAAAUGCAGAUUGUUACCUUGAGGUUUGAAUGCUGGGAAGGUUAUAGAUGAUCUUUGAGUCGAUACCUGAAUUUAACAAUGGGAGCGAAAAAUUUACUAAAAUCUAUCAAUAAAUAUUUUUAACCAUAUAUAAUACUUUUCUUCUUUGGAUUAUCUUGGCUUCAAAAAUUGUCAAGUCAGUAUACACCAAUCACACUGGUUGUUAUAAAAUAGUCUGACUAAUAUGUGAGGAA
Molecule: messenger RNA, 7817 nt
Organism: Saccoglossus kowalevskii
Lineage: Eukaryota; Metazoa; Hemichordata; Enteropneusta; Harrimaniidae
Product: poly [ADP-ribose] polymerase tankyrase-like
Biological process (GO): protein poly-ADP-ribosylation; double-strand break repair
Cellular component (GO): nucleolus
Molecular function (GO): NAD+ poly-ADP-ribosyltransferase activity; protein binding
Source: RefSeq, a predicted model, not a curated record